AUGUGGAAGCCCCAGCUCUUUGUCCCUGUCAUGGCUACUCCAAAUGGAACUCUGGUCCACCCGGCAUACUUCCUGCUAGUGGGUAUCCCUGGCCUGGGGCCAAAUGUACAUUUUUGGCUGGCUUUCCCACUCUGCUUUAUGUAUGCCUUGGCCACGCUAGGCAACCUGGCCGUUGUUCUCAUCAUUCGUGUGGAACGGCGUCUGCAUGAGCCCAUGUAUCUCUUUCUGGCCAUGCUUUCCACCAUUGACCUAGUCCUCUCUUCUGUUACCAUGCCCAGGAUGGCCAGCCUUUUCUUGCUGGGCAUUCAGGAGAUUGAGUUCAAUGUCUGCCUGGCCCAAAUGUUUCUUAUCCAUGCUCUGUCAGCCAUGGAGUCAGCUGUCUUGCUGGCUAUGGCUUUUGACCGCUUUGUGGCCAUCUGCCACCCAUUGCGCCAUGCUUCUGUGCUCACAGGGCCUACUGUGGCCAAGAUUGGACUAGCUGCCCUGGCCAGGGGAUUUGUAUUCUUCUUCCCAUUACCCUUCAUCCUGAAGCGGCUGUCAUACUGCCGAACACACACUGUCACCCACUCGUUCUGUUUGCACCAAGAUAUCAUGAAACUGUCCUGUACUGACACCACAGUCAAUGUAGUUUAUGGACUCUUUAUCAUUCUCUCAGUCAUGGGUGUGGACUCCCUUUUCAUCGGCUUCUCCUACAUCCUCAUCCUACGGGCUGUAUUGGAGCUGUCCUCUCGUGGGGCAGCACUUAAAGCUUUCAACACCUGCAUCUCCCAUCUCUGUGCUGUCCUGGUCUUCUAUGUGCCCCUCAUUGGACUCUCAGUGGUGCACAGGCUGGGUGGUCCCACCUCCUUGCUCCAUGUGGUUAUGGCUAAUGUCUAUCUACUGCUCCCUCCUGUGGUUAACCCCAUUGUCUAUGGAGCCAAGACCAAGGAGAUUCGUCAAAGGGUUCUUCAUAUGUUCUCACAAGAUGACAGGUGA
Tupaia belangeri chinensis (Chinese tree shrew) is the source of this 975-nucleotide messenger RNA. RefSeq names its product olfactory receptor 51D1. The record is from RefSeq and is a predicted model, not a curated record. Lineage: Eukaryota; Metazoa; Chordata; Mammalia; Scandentia; Tupaiidae. The transcript has a single exon. Gene Ontology annotation, molecular function: G protein-coupled receptor activity; olfactory receptor activity. The coding region runs from base 1 to 975 and encodes 324 amino acids. Gene Ontology annotation, biological process: G protein-coupled receptor signaling pathway. Gene Ontology annotation, cellular component: plasma membrane.